Molecule: messenger RNA, 2236 nt
Organism: Betta splendens (Siamese fighting fish)
Lineage: Eukaryota; Metazoa; Chordata; Actinopteri; Anabantiformes; Osphronemidae
Gene: babam2
Product: BRISC and BRCA1 A complex member 2
Exons: 12
Coding region: 164-1324 (386 amino acids)
Biological process (GO): double-strand break repair
Cellular component (GO): BRCA1-A complex; BRISC complex
Source: RefSeq, a predicted model, not a curated record
ACCCUUAAUGUGUGCACAGGCAUUACUUCAGACAGCUUUAUGUUGGUCAUCCAAAGGACCCAAACAAUAUGUACCGGAAAUUUCAAGAGCAUGAAGUAAACAUUGGUGUUAACGCUCGAAUUAUCAGACUUUUGCCUGUUUCAGACUUCUCAGAGUGAGUAAAAUGAACAACAUGUCCCCUGAGGUUGCACUGCACCGGAUCUCACCCGAGUUGCGGCCCUUGCUGUGCAACGUGGUGAGGAACGGGCGCGUGGGGCUCGACUCCACAAACUGUCUUCGUGUCACAGACCUCAAAACUGGAUGUACGUCUUUGACUCUCGGUCCUUGCUGCGAUCGUUUCAAGCUUCACAUCCCCUAUGCUGGAGAAACCCUUAAAUGGGACAUCAUAUUCAAUGCUCGAUAUCCAGAGUUACCUCCAGAUUUUAUUUUUGGAGACGAUGCUGAAUUUCUACCUGAACCCUCAGAACUACCACACCUGGUCCAGUGGGACGCAGGAAAAUCAGAAUGUUUGCUCCAGCUGGUGAAGGAGCUCCUUCAGCAGUACCAUCAGUACCAGUGCCAGCGUCUACGUGAGAGCUCCAGACUGCUCUUUGAGUAUGAUAGCCUUCUGGAGGAUUCCAGCUACCACCACAACAUGGAGGUUUAUGCUGGACGCAAGAACAGUUGGACGGGCGAGUUCUCAGCACGUUUUCUUCUUAAACUUCCUGUGGACUUCAGCAACAUUCCUGUGUAUCUACUUAAGGACACAGCUCUGGAUCCUGGGGAGGAUGUGGCUCUUCUUUCAGUGAGCUUCGAGGAUGCUGAAGCCACCCAGGUCUUCCCUAAACUCUACCUUUCCCCCAGCAUCGAACAUGCUCUGGGAGGCUCCUCUGCUCUUCAUAUCCCAGCAUUCCCCAGUGGAGGAUGCCUGAUUGACUAUGUUCCUCAGGUGUGCCAGUUACUCACCAACAAGGUGCAGUAUGUAAUCCAAGGGUACCACAAGAGAAGAGAGUACAUCGCUGCUUUCCUCAGUCACUUUGGAAUGGGGGUGGUGGAGUACGAUGCUGAGGGAUUCACAAAACUAACCCUUAUGAUCAUGUGGAAAGAUUUCUGCUUCCUAGUGCACGUGGAUCUCCCCCUGUACUUUCCCAGAGACCAGCCCACCCUCACUUUCCAGUCUGUGUACCACUUCACCAACAGCGGUCAGCUCUAUUCUCAGGUGCAGAAGUCCUAUCCCUACAGCCCGCGCUGGGACGGCAACGAGAUGGCUAAGAGGGCAAAGGCAUACUUCAAGACCUUCAUCCCUCAGUUCCAAGAGGGAGCCUUCGCCAACGGAAAACUCUAGUACCCUCCAGUCUGAUGACAGGCCAGGAGGAAUGCUGCAGAAGUGUCUAUGUUCGGGUGUUAGUGUUUUAUAUUGUUAGCUAAAUAUACAAGUAUGCACAGAUUUCAUGUUGUACAGCAAGAAUGACUCUGUGAACACACCUUGUAUGCUUGCCUCUUAGUCAGUAAAUCAGUACCAUCAAUGUAGGGAUGAUUGAUCAUCACAGGAGAAGGGAGCUUGAACUUGACCAACCUACAUUGUACAAUGUGUUAUAGAGGUAAAGCCCUGCCGUGCUGUUAAAAGAUAUUUGUUGAUAUGUAAACUAACUUACUAGAUGCAAAUUACAAAGAGCUGUAGAGACGAUGCGAAAUACCUUUGUUUAGUGUUUGUUCGCCUCACUCACUUCCUCGAUUGUUCUGAAAGAUUAGCUACACUGUCAAUGUUUGAAGAAGCUCCAACUUGCCUUUAAAUGCUAAAAUUCAGUUUUCUUUGACUUUGAAGUCAUUUACUGACAUGUUGACAGUACUGUAACCACAUGUUUUGCCAAGACUUCCUUCCAGUAAAAAAAGUAGAUGUCUUCUGACAGUGGUUUUGUUUGUGUUCAUGUGUUCAUUGUUGUCCACUUGUUUUUCGAAAGAUAAUGCUGGGAACAUGCAAGUGGUUUAAAAACGCAUUGAUUUGCAGUUGUGAAACAAGCUCACUGCAAAUACUGUCGCUUGUUCACCACCCUUAGAUCAGCACAACAGCUCACAAAUAUGAACUGAAAAAUCUGUUCACAUCCAGUGAAACAAAUUCCAUCUUACUAAGCUGAAGUGUGUGUAAUGGUCUGAUUAACCUUCAGAGAUCUCACAGUGAGUGAGCAGAUAUGUUGAACGUGUAUUUGCCCCACCUUAUUGCUUAAAAACUGUCUUAAAUUAAAAACAAGUCACUUUC